GGAGAGAGAGAGGCGGACGGAGGGAGUCAUGCUGCACAGCUGAGGGAGCCGAGAGGACGCCUGCUGCUCGGGCGGUGUGUGCACGGAUGCAAAGUCACCUCCUCCCUUGCGAUGAAUGCUUUAGCGUGGACGGCUGGUUAGUCAUCUGAGAAUACCUGGAAACCCCUCCGGGCUCCCGUUCCUCCCUCCCUGCGGUAUGGAGGGGUUGCAGCCAGAUAACGCCGGAGUUGGCGGAACCGGGGAAUCCGCCGAGGAAAAGUACGGAGCUCUCGCCUUCGACACGGCUCUCAGCACUUUGGUGGUAGUGGCCCUGUACGUGAUGGUGAAAGUCAGCCUGGACGGCUUCAGGCAAUGGCGUGCCAGGAUCUCGGUGCUCGUCGUGGGCUCGGGUCCCGUGGGGCUGACGGCGGCUCUGGUCGCUGUCCGCUCCGGGAAGGUGCUGAAGCUGACCGUGCUGGACGAGAGGUACCGGACCGCGCUGCUCUGCCGGCCCCAGCAGAUCGCCCUGGAUCCUCGCAGUGUGAAGUUUCUACUGGGACUCGGGGUGGACUUUGACAACAUGGAAGGCUGCUGGCACAACGAGCACUUCUUCACCAGAAUCGGCGUGUUUCAGGAGUAUCUGCUCAGCAUCCUGGAGCAGAAGAAGCAGAGGGUGGAGGUCAAGGUACAGCUGGGAACUAAGUUUACGGAAGAAUACCUGCGGCGGAUUCCGCACAAUGACUGGCCUCGAGUGAUCGUGGUGGCUGACGGGUCAUGCGGAGACUCUUGCUCCGUUUUAGGAAUCAGCUCGGACUACAUUGUGGAGUCCUGCCACGCCUACGGAGCUAAUGCUACCAUAGAGAGAUCAGACCAGAGACAGGUGCCCACGCCUGAGAUCCGUGCACACAGCCUCUACUUUGACCUGUCGGCCUACGGAGUGGAGGCCCUGCGGGAGCACAGGAACCCGACAGCCAAGUCUGGCUUCCACCUGAAAAUCUAUGGCACCUUCAGAAACCGCUACAUGGCCCUCGCCUGCCCCGCUUCUGACACCAAGAUGGUCCGCUACCUCAGACACACGGCAAACUCCUCUAUCAUGAAGAACAUUUUCCAUGAAUCCUUCAAUGCCUACAAGACGGACAUUGAACCUCGUCUCAACGACGUGACGCUGCACCACAUGCAGUGCAGCCGCCGACUCUUUGAGGUCCAGUUGUCCCACAGACGCAUCAGCGCCGCCUACAUAGAGGGGGAAAACGUUGCCGUCAUUGUGGAGGGUGAGGCGGCACGCGUCCUCAACUUUGACACAGGGUUCGGGGUUAAUCUGGGCAUGCGAGGCCUUGAGUCAGUGGGGACCUUCAUUUACCGGACUGCCACCGCUGUGGACCAGAACGAUAUUUUAGAGGCGCUGUCAGCUAAGAUGCAACACUCCAAACAGGUGGCAGAGACCUUCAAGCAGACAGGUCUGGCUGACUCAAUGUAUGAAUGAGGAAGUGGAACGUCCCGCUGUGCACUAAGUGCCACCCAGUGGACAGAAGUGAAUCUUAACAUGAAGAAUGGACCCUGAUGCCUAAACAGCAUUAUUAAUAAUUUCAUAUCAGCCUAAUCUUAAAAGCAGUGAUCGGAUGAAUAACUAAGAAAAUCUUUUGUUUUUUGUUGCGCACGACAUGCAAUGAAAGUGGUGACGACAAGAAAUGCUAAAGUUGCAAUCAGGAAACCAAGGACAAUCACAUAACUGCAACAAAACAAAAUAUUUUCCAAGGUCUCGGCACAGAAAAGGUGUUUGGCUCUAAGACAGCUGGAAUUAACUGAAACUGCGAGACUGUGUUUUAUUUCUCUCACUCUCUUCCUCCGUUAAUUAGACAAUCCAUUGACUUGAUUCCCGGUUAAUUGCCACUUGUUUUAUAGAAGGUGACAAGUGCUGCUGGAGAAUAACCGACUGUGUUGAAGCAUCUUCGGCUCAGAGUGAGAAAUGUUAGGGCUAUUAUAAUUAACUCAUUUCUCAGAAAAAACAAACAAAGAAAAAAAAAAAUCAAACGAUGUAGUGCAGCAGCUGUUCCACACAGGGUUUUAACUGCCUCCUUUGUAUCUGUGUUUUUGGCUGCUGACAAGGUGAUAAUAACGGUGAUAGUGAUUUCUUCUUUUCCCAUAAUGCCUUGUAAAAACGUUUUUAUAUGUACAAAGGGACACAGUGGCGAUAUUGUGUUUUUUGCAUAUUUUCAUCCAGGUGGUGUAAAAAGCCUCAUUGAUGACGAUGUAGUUGAAGUGCCAAUAAAAGUGACGAUGAACUCAUU
This is a messenger RNA of Fundulus heteroclitus (mummichog), 2267 nucleotides long. RefSeq lists its product as uncharacterized. Bases 197 to 1462 code for a protein of 421 amino acids. The transcript is spliced from 5 exons. The record is from RefSeq and is a predicted model, not a curated record. NCBI's taxonomy places the organism in Eukaryota, Metazoa, Chordata, Actinopteri, Cyprinodontiformes, Fundulidae.